UAUAGCAGGUUAUUCAUGUUAAUAUCCAAUCGGGAGACGGAUUGACGUCACAGCGCUCGCGAGCAGCAGGAGGACCAAACAAGCAGCAACAUCCCUGAGCGCGCGCCCAGCAUCUCCGCAGUGAUAAAAGAUAAGAUGGCCACCUCCUCCUCAUCCAAUCUAGAAGAAGACGAAAGUCUAAAAGGCUGCGAGGUUUUUGUGCAGAAACACAACAUACAGCAAAUCCUGAAAGAGUGCAUCGUCAACCUGUGCAUCGCAAAGCCCGAGCGGCCCAUGAAGUUCCUGCGGGAACAUUUUGAGAAGCUGGAGAAGGAAGAAUGCAAGCAGAUCAUGGCCCGUCAGAAGUCCAACUCACAAUCGGAUUCUCAUGAUGAUGAAGUUUCUCCUUCUCCUCCAAACCCGGUGGUGAAGGCCCGGCGCCGCAGAGGUGGAGUCAGUGCUGAGGUCUACACAGAGGAGGAUGCAGUCAGCUAUGUCAGAAAAGUCAUUCCAAAAGACUACAAGACAAUGACGGCCCUGGCCAAAGCUAUCUCUAAGAACGUGCUCUUUGCCCACCUGGAUGACAAUGAGAGAAGUGACAUAUUUGAUGCCAUGUUUCCAGUCACACAUAUAGCCGGGGAAACAGUAAUCCAGCAAGGUGAUGAAGGAGACAACUUCUAUGUGAUUGAUCAGGGAGAAGUUGACGUGUAUGUAAAUGGUGAAUGGGUGACCAGUAUUGGAGAGGGUGGCAGUUUUGGAGAGUUGGCUCUGAUAUACGGAACUCCACGAGCUGCUACUGUUAAAGCUAAGACUGACAUGAAACUGUGGGGCAUAGACAGAGACAGCUACCGCCGCAUCCUAAUGGGAAGCACGUUGAGGAAGAGGAAGAUGUAUGAAGAGUUUCUCAGUAAGGUGUCUAUACUUGAAUCUCUUGAUAAGUGGGAGAGGUUGACCGUGGCUGAUGCCCUGGAGCCUGUACAGUUCGAAGAUGGAGAGAAGAUUGUGGUUCAAGGAGAACCAGGAGAUGACUUCUUCAUUAUAACAGAGGGUACAGCAUCUGUCCUGCAACGUCGCUCUGAUAAUGAGGAAUAUGUUGAAGUGGGCCGUCUGGGACCGUCGGAUUACUUUGGUGAGAUAGCCCUGCUGCUGAACAGACCUCGUGCAGCUACAGUUGUGGCUCGGGGUCCGCUUAAGUGUGUGAAACUUGACCGGCCCCGUUUCGAGCGCGUUCUCGGCCCCUGCUCUGAGAUCCUCAAGAGGAACAUCCAGAGAUACAACAGUUUCAUUUCUCUUACAGUCUAACUCGACCAUCUGAUGUGUGUCGAGAGGUUUAAGACCUCCAUCAGGUGAUUUGGGUGCCUGGUUGCAUAAAACAACUUUUCAUAUAAGGAUAGUUCACCCAAAACUGAACAUUCUGUCAUCAUUUACUCACCCUCAUGGGUUUGGAUUAAUAUGAGGGUGAGUAAAUGAUGACAGAAUUUUCAUUUUGGGUGAACUAUCCCUUUAAACUGUUAUCUUAACUAUAGAUGAGUUGCUUUGAACAUAGGCGACCCCCUAUUUUUAUUAGAAAUAUACAAGUAGUAUUGAAGUUCUUUUAUGCAGCCAAGCAUUAAUUUUUUUCAGUUUUUGCAAGAAGCACAAGUUACUAUUUUCUGCUAUUUAUCCUUGCGUGAUUUCUUUUUUAUGUGCACUUUGAAUUGAUCUAUGCUGCCGCAGAGCUUUAUUUCUACAGAUAAAGAGAGGAAAUUAUGUGCCCCAUCUUCAUGUGGCAUGUGUAUAUGUUCUAUAACAGAAAUGCAUUUUGUACACUUGCCAUUCAAAUUCAGCUUAUAUGACUAUUCAGAUGAUUGAAGAAGAGGGUGAUAUUACAGAUGGCACAAGUAUAUGAAUACGUUUACAUAGCGGAGAGAGUGUUUAUAGCUUUUUGCCUUUUAGAUGUGCGUGUGCAAUGUAUGGGGCAGUUUGCAGUUUUGAUCAUGAGCUCUGACCCUGUGAUGCAAAAUUCUGUGUGGGUGAAUCCCACAAAACCUGGUAAGAACAUGUCCGGAUUAUAUUUAACCCCAAAAUCAAAAUAAUUAAAUACAAAAUUAUAUUUUUCUCAAUGAAAAUGAAGCCUUUUGUAUUGUGACAUAUUUUUUUAUGACAAUAAAGCAGAUUUACCCAUCCCAUUGUCAUUAAUGUAAUGCAAAAAUUAGUGUUUAUAAAUCAUGGUAGUAUUUGUUGUACUGUUUAAUUUAUACUGAUUUCAAGAAAUAUCUUUGUAUUACAGUAACUUUUUACCGUGAAUCUAAUGAGAAUUAAUAAGAAUCACUAUUGAAAAUAUUGAUAAUAUAUAGAAAAACUCCAAUCGCAAUACGGUAAUGAGAAUGUGGGUGGAAAAUGUCGUUAUUUGCCUUGAAAUAAUGUCACAAUGCAAAAAACAUCAGUGGUCCUAAAAAUACGCUUUAUUUUUUUAAUCGCUUUAACUCCGGCGAGUCCAAAAGGGGGCGCUAUAUCGUGAAAAAAGUCCCCGUGUACAUAAGUCAGGCAUAUGUGGUAUCGUUGAAAGCUUAGAAUCUGAACUUUUCAUAGAUAACCAUCUCUGCUGCUUUUAUGUUACAUAAAAUAACAAUAUAAAACAUCCGCUUCGCAAAUAAGCGCCACCUAGUGGUAAUGUGACUGAAAUAUGAAUAUGAAUAUGAAAAGUCUUUAAAAUAGCAUUUAAAUGGACAAAUCAUAUAUCAAAUGAAAGCUCUCAAUCUCAGGAACAUAUUUUGUUGCACUAAUACCACAGUUUAAAGGAUUUUCAAAAGAAUCACAAAGUAAAAUAUGAUGUUUGUAAGACAUCAAAUACAAACGUCUCUUUUAUGCACUGAUAACUGCUGCUGUAAGCCCCAAAUAGCUAAAAACUUAACAUCUGCUUUUACCUUUUAUCUUUCUCUAAAACUUGAGCCAUUGUUUACUUGUCUGUGAGCUUGCUUGUGUGAAUAGUCUAAUGUUAUAUUUUAGAUGUCCAGAACAAAAUAUACAGUGCUGCUGGAAAAGCUUGUUAAACGAAUCAUCAGAAAUAUAUGUUAUUGACUAUUAAUGAUAAAAUGUUAUACAUCAUUGCAAAGCGGAGGAUCUCAGCUUUCUAAUGACACUUGGACAGAGCUUCUAGUCCACUCAGAGGCCAAGAUUGUUGAUGAAAAAAUGUGGGUAGUGCGUGAAUUGAUAAUUAGACUGAAUGUCUAUGGACAAACAUAUCUGCGAUGGCUAAAAUGCGUUAUAGUGCCACUUACAUUUCAGGCAUUUUGAAGGUGAUAGAUGAACAAUUCUUUUGUCUAGUACUUCCUGCCAUCUAGUGGAAUAAAAUAAGUCUAAUUUGAGGGAGAUGGGGUGAACAGAACCAAAAUUACUAUGCUAACAAAGUUACGACUAGUUUGUUUUUCAGUUUAUCAUACGAUUAUAAACACAUACAAUAUUAUUUAUGAAUAAUUGGAUUUUUUUUUUUAUUUAUUUGGGGGGUUCUCUGAAAAAUUAGACCAAUUUUUUUGCAAUUAUUACACAGUAUGUGUAAAUGGUGAGCUUUUAAAUUUGAGUGUGAAAAAUUGCUGGUGGCAGCCCAAAAAUGCUUUAGUGUUGAAGAGGUUAAUGGCAUUUUUUUUAUUUAGUUUUUUUUUUUUUUUUGGGGUGAAAUGUAACCCGGAUAUGUUUUUGUGAGAUUCACCUGUUUACUGAAAAUACAUAUUUGCUGUUCUGUACAUUUUCGUCUUGGCUGUUCCAUCACCCUUUAAGUUCUCUUGCACUGUGCUUCUACCACUGAAAUUAAUGGGAAGGGGGUUUGUUACAUUUUAAGACACACGUUUUAAUUAAGAAUGGAUAUGAAAGGGGCUUUUAUGGGAAUCUUGCUCAAGCUCAAGGUGUGUUGUAAAAGUUUAUUUGAAAAUUCAUGCUGUUCCUUUGUUUUUGGAAUUGUAUUACACACACAUGCACAUACACACACUCUUACUGUACAUGCAGAGGCCAUGACAGGUUUACUUUAGAUGGUACUAUAAUGGAUACAUUCCAAAAUGUAAUUAAAUGGAUAAAUCAGCUGUAUCUAGCAAGCUGCCUACCUAAAGAGCAUUUCUAGGCAUCAUUGGCACAUUUGAAAUGUUUGAAAUUUGCCUAUGAUGCACGAAACUGCUGUCUAGGUUGCUAACAAUGUUUGGAGACACCAUCAUUGUUUGUUUCUUGUUAUUUAACAAUAGGGUGGGUUUUUGCAGUUACGUUUAUUAAAAUGAAUGUCUUUGAGGAGAUUUGAAUGAAUUUGGGAGAUUGUGCAUGCUUUGUUUCAAGGUUUUACAAACUUUAACACACACACUGAACUUUACACACAUCCUGUCAUUCUAAUCUUUAGGCCAAUAAAGAAAAGCUUCUGAACACCAUUAAAAGCCUUGUAGCUGUUUCCAGCAUCUGUUUGUCUAUUGAAAUCUGCCUUUGAUCUUACCUUAUCAUUCUUCCUGUCAGUUUGACUCUCGUUCACCCUGGGUCUCUCUCUCUCUCCUUCUCUCUCUCUCCUUCUCCCUCUCGUUCUCUCUCUCCCUUUACUUGCACUGCCAGUCAGAUAUCAGCUUGUAUUGUUAAAG
Molecule: messenger RNA, 4568 nt
Organism: Myxocyprinus asiaticus (Chinese sucker)
Lineage: Eukaryota; Metazoa; Chordata; Actinopteri; Cypriniformes; Catostomidae
Product: cAMP-dependent protein kinase type I-beta regulatory subunit
Exons: 11
Coding region: 136-1281 (381 amino acids)
Biological process (GO): regulation of protein phosphorylation
Cellular component (GO): cAMP-dependent protein kinase complex
Molecular function (GO): cAMP-dependent protein kinase regulator activity
Source: RefSeq, a predicted model, not a curated record